This is a messenger RNA of Synchytrium microbalum, 435 nucleotides long. RefSeq lists its product as uncharacterized. The transcript is spliced from 4 exons. The record is from RefSeq and is a predicted model, not a curated record. Gene Ontology annotation, molecular function: calcium ion binding. NCBI's taxonomy places the organism in Eukaryota, Fungi, Chytridiomycota, Chytridiomycetes, Synchytriales, Synchytriaceae. Bases 1 to 435 code for a protein of 144 amino acids.
AUGCAAAGAUCACCGCCUCGCAGGGGCACUAAAUUUGGUUCCAACUACCUGAAACUUGGCUCUCAAUUGGCGAACAUCAAGGAGGUAUUCAGACGAGCUGAUACUGAUGCAAAAGGCUACUUGACCAGGAAGGACUUCAAAAUUGCUCUAGUAGGCUUGCUGGCAUAUGUGCCAUCAAAAUUUGAAAUUGAUCAAAUGUUAUCGUCUAUAUCCAGAUCAGAGACAGGCAACGGGUACGUCUCUCUAGAAGAUAUGAAGAAGGUGGUACAUCAUCACGCUUCAUUUAUUCCUGAAAUGGUCAUUGAGCAAGCGUUUGCUUCUGCUGAUCUCGAUGGGGACGGCCGAUUAUCAUAUCGAGAGUUCUCAAGUAUGGUAGCUCGAGCAGAAGCUAUUUGGAGGACUGAGGACUCUGUCUCUCAUACAGGAGUGACGUGA